This is a messenger RNA of Tigriopus californicus, 1265 nucleotides long. Its product is annotated as alanine--glyoxylate aminotransferase 2, mitochondrial-like. NCBI's taxonomy places the organism in Eukaryota, Metazoa, Arthropoda, Copepoda, Harpacticoida, Harpacticidae. Gene Ontology annotation, molecular function: pyridoxal phosphate binding; L-alanine:glyoxylate transaminase activity. Gene Ontology annotation, biological process: glyoxylate catabolic process. The record is from RefSeq and is a predicted model, not a curated record. Gene Ontology annotation, cellular component: mitochondrion.
AGCCUACAUCACGCAAGGAUUCUAUGCAAUGGCUUUGGACCAUUCCGGAAAACGAUAUCUGGAUCUCUUUGGAGGGAUUGUGACCGUCAGUGUGGGCCAUUGCCAUCCAAAGGUCAACCAGGCCUUGAAGGAUCAAGUUGAUACGUUGUGGCAUACAACCAACAUCUAUCUCCCACCGAAGAUCCACGAAUACGCCGAACGGUUAGUGGCAACUCUCCCGGAACCAUUGACCAACGUCUACUUUGUGAACAGCGGUUCCGAGGCGAAUGAUAUGGCAUGUACAUGGCCAGGCUCUACACUGGCAAUUUCGACUUGCUCUCAUUCCGAAACAGUUAUCACGUGUAAACUUGAGAGCUGCAGUGACCCUACCACACACCCAUGCCAAAGAUUCCCCGUGGACAUUGACCGCACAUGUGAUUGUCCUCAAGGACAGUGCCUUGCCUCAGAGCAAUACUUGGAGCAAUUGGAACGACGUUCUGGUACAUUCUAUUCCCAAGGGCAAGAGUUUGGGUGGAUUCUUCGCCGAGUCUAUCCAAGGUUGUGUGGAACAGUUCAAUACCCAAAGGGUUACCUGAAGAAAGCCUUCCAAAAGGUCCGCGAUUUGGGAGGAGUAUGCAUUUCCGACGAGGUUCAAACUGGCUUUGGUCGCACCGGAGAGCACUUUUGGGGCUUUCAGGGCCAUGACGUAGUUCCUGAUAUCGUGAAUGGCAAGGGCAUUGGCAAUGGAUUCCCCAUGGCUGCUCUCGUGACCACAAAGGAGAUUGCGGAUGUCAUGUCCCAAGCCAUUCAUUUCAACACAUUUGGAGGGAACCCAAUGGCUUCUGCGGUGGGAAUCGCAGUUCUGGACGCUCUGAAGGAAGAUAGGUGCCAGGAGAACUCUGCUAAUGUGGGCACAUACUUCCUGAAGCAACUGGGGAUCUCCGUAGCCAAUAUAAGACCAUCGGAGACGUUCGAGGAAAAGGUCUCAUGAUUGGCAUUGAAAUGGUUGAAGAUAAAGACAGCCGUAAGCCUUUGGCCGGAGCAAAAAUGAUGGCUGUCUGGGAGGAUGUCAAGAAUAUGGGUGUUCUUUUGGGCAAAGGUGGAUUAAAUGGAAAUGUCUUCCGAAUUAAGCCUCCAAUGUGCAUCACCAAGGAAGAUGUUAAUGUGGCUUUGGAGAUUUUCAAGAUUGCUUUGGAUAAGAAUGGAAUGAAAUGAAAACGUCCCUUUUAAAAUAAUGCCCGGUUGAGCUAUUGUAUCCAUGAUUAAAUAGAGAUUUUGACUCCCGA